Aureobasidium namibiae CBS 147.97 is the source of this 1278-nucleotide messenger RNA. RefSeq names its product family-7 endo-glucanase. The coding region runs from base 1 to 1278 and encodes 425 amino acids. Gene Ontology annotation, biological process: carbohydrate metabolic process. The record is from RefSeq and is a predicted model, not a curated record. NCBI's taxonomy places the organism in Eukaryota, Fungi, Ascomycota, Dothideomycetes, Dothideales, Saccotheciaceae. Gene Ontology annotation, molecular function: hydrolase activity, hydrolyzing O-glycosyl compounds. The transcript has 3 exons.
AUGUCUUCUAUCCUCGCUCUUACGGGUUUGCUUGCUAUCGCCGCUGCCCAGCAGAUCGGCAAGACUCCUGAAGUUCACCCAAAGCUGCCGACUCAGCUCUGCACCACCCGUCAUGGGUGUGUGACCCAGCAGACCUCAGUUGUGCUCGACGCCCUGACUCACUCGAUCCAGAACAUCAAGACCGGUGCUUCCUGCGAGAACUCGACAGGCUUCCCGGAUCAGACCAUCUGCCCGAAUGCCCAGGCUUGUGGCCGCAACUGUGCCAUUCAGGGCAUCAACGACUAUGCUCAACACGGUGUUACAGUCAGUGGUAACUCUAUGACGCUUCAUCAGUAUCUAAACGUCAACGGCACCGAGACUAGCGUCUCUCCGCGCUUGUAUCUACUCGCUCCCGGAGGCCAGAAUUACGAUCUUCUGAAACUCCUGAAUCAAGAGUUCACCUUCACCGUAGACGUGAGCAAUCUACCAUGUGGCAUGAACGGCGCAUUAUAUCUCUCUGAGAUGUCUGCCACCGGUGGUCGCUCGUCCCUCAACCCAGCAGGUGCCGCCUACGGUACUGGCUACUGCGAUGCUCAGUGCCCGAAGUCGGCAUGGAUCAACGGCGUGGCCAACAUUAACGAUAAUGGCGCCUGCUGCAACGAGAUGGACAUCUGGGAGGCUAAUGCUGUGGACACACAGUUCACCCCUCACGCCUGCAAUAUCACUGGCUUAUAUGAGUGCUCUGGUGCCUCCUGCAGCAGCACUGGUGUCUGCGACCAGAUUGGAUGUGGCUACAACUCCUACGCUUAUGGCAACAAGACCUUCUAUGGUCGUGGAGAUGUUGUCAACACGAACAAGCCUCUCACAGUAGUCACGCGAUUUUACACAAGUGAUGGUACUGCCACUGGCACUCUCAGCAACAUCACCCGCCUUUACAUCCAGAACAACAAGGUCAUCCAGAACGCUGUCGUUCAAGUCGCCGGUAUGGGUGUCAACUCCAUCGAGGAACCCUUCUGCGAGAUCGUGGCUUCGUCAUUCCAGCAGCACGGCGGACUUGCACAGAUGGGCAAGGCACUCGGACGCGGCAUGGUCCUCGCCAUGUCCAUCUGGAACGACCCCGGUCAAUUCAUGAACUGGCUGGACAGCGGCAAUGCUGGUCCUUGCAAUGCUACCGAAGGCAACCCUGCUCUUAUUGAGGCCAAUGACCCUACUACGAGUGUUACUUUCAGCGAUAUCAGAAUUGGAGAUAUUGGCUCGACUACCAACACUGGUCGUGGUGGCUACCAGUUCUUUGCUUGA